This is a messenger RNA of Ambispora leptoticha, 306 nucleotides long. Lineage: Eukaryota; Fungi; Glomeromycota; Glomeromycetes; Archaeosporales; Ambisporaceae. The record is from the annotation of a GenBank genome assembly.
AUGCAAGUUGAAAGUAUCCUAAACUUUUUCAUAUUGACAACAAUUGGAGUAUUUGUCAUGGCAUUUGCGGUAUCGAUUGUUUGGUGUUUUCUGGGGAACGGUGUGUUGUGGCUAUAUGACAAUUAUAUUGUGCCGGCCUGUGCGUCGUGGAAAUCGAAACGACAAGUUUCGCCAGUUGGUGAUGGAAGAAUGCCAGUGCCAGCAAUUCAUCACCAGAAUCAUUAUUAUGAUGGUCUUGACGAGGAUAGUCAUAAAAUAGGACCAAUAAUACAGAAUACCGUGAUAACAGUCGAUGAUGUAGCAUAA